CCCCAUGUGCUCUUCGUUGCGUGCAUCUACCACGACCUGAGCACACUCGAGAAAUACGACAGCAACCCCAAGCGCUUCGAGAUUGUUGCUGGCGACGAAGCAGUCGCGGUGCUUCUCAAGCACGGCGUGAGCGAAUCUGCUGCCCGGGAGGCCUGGCUCGCAAUGUCGCUUCACACAACCCCCCAUAUUCCAGAGAACUUGGGAGGUGCCGCGCAGGCUGUCCGACUGGGCAUCAAGACCGAGUUUCGCGGAUAUCAGCUGGCAAAGGAGGCGCUGUCGGAGGAGCAGUGGAGGAUUAUCAACCAAGACCUGCCGCGUCUUGAGAUUGAGAAGGAUCUGGGAAAUGCACUUGCGGAACAGGGAAUUCGCAAUGAAGAAAAGGUGCCCAGAUUGACAUGGGCAGGCGAGCUUGUGAAGUGGGCAAAGGCAAACCCGGGCUAUGAAGGCGUCAACCAAGGGUUUUAG
Molecule: messenger RNA, 465 nt
Organism: Trichoderma atroviride IMI 206040
Lineage: Eukaryota; Fungi; Ascomycota; Sordariomycetes; Hypocreales; Hypocreaceae
Source: RefSeq, a predicted model, not a curated record